AAUUCCAAAAAAUCGAUCAAUAUAAAGCUAUUUAUAACCUUUUGUAGAUCAAUGUAUCGAAGCAGAUUACUGAUACCACCAAUAUUAAUAACUAACUUCACUUUAUAAACCAAAUGCUUUUAUUACAGUCGCAACCCAUCGUUCCGCCAAAGAUUCCAAUAUGGCAACCCUCUUUUGACGUUUCAUUCAUGACAAAUGGUCCACACACAAAGAGUUCUAAAAAACCUGGUUGCCCUGAGAAGGAAGAUCAGAAGAAUAACAACUAUGGUGACAGGUUUCCCCAAAUGACUUUUCCAACUCUCCCACAAUUUCCACCCCUCCCAGCAAUUCCAGCCCUCCCCAACUUUCCCAACUUCCCUAAUUUUCCUAAUAUCCAGAUCCCAGAAAUAAAGUUUCCAGAAAUUAAAAUGCCGGAAAUAAAAAUGCCAGAAAUAAAAAUGCCAGAUAUAAAAAUUCCCGAAAUUAAAGUCCCAGAAACUUUGGAUGAAUUGAAUUCACAAAAAGGGAGCGGCUUCCAUAGUUCUUAUAUGGUUUAUUCAAGCGAUGGUAGCGCCAGUAUUAUUAUUAACGACGAAGGACGAAUAAGGCAAAUUACAGUUCCAGCGAAACCGAAGGAGUAAACUUCUGUGGAAUGAUCUACAAGUAUCCAAAGAUAUUAUAUCAACAGAAUAAACAAUUUAAAUAAUAUAAAAAAUAUCGACUGUUUUGCUACUGUAGUACUCGUACUUCC
Molecule: messenger RNA, 730 nt
Organism: Pararge aegeria (speckled wood butterfly)
Lineage: Eukaryota; Metazoa; Arthropoda; Insecta; Lepidoptera; Nymphalidae
Product: protein PELPK1-like
Exons: 7
Coding region: 114-620 (168 amino acids)
Source: RefSeq, a predicted model, not a curated record